Molecule: messenger RNA, 1771 nt
Organism: Linum trigynum
Lineage: Eukaryota; Viridiplantae; Streptophyta; Magnoliopsida; Malpighiales; Linaceae
Source: the annotation of a GenBank genome assembly
UUCUUUACCUUUCUGAUUAAUGAGAAAAAGUAGACCAUUUCCUUUUACAAGAUUCAACAUGGUAUCAGAGGAGUCAAAAUCUUGAUUCUCUCUCUUACUUUCCCAAUUUCGUUCUAGGGUUUCCUCUCAAAACUUCCGCUCUCUUCGACUUUCCUUCGUUCUCCUUCAAUGGCGACUUCGUCGGCGCAAUCAUCUCAGGCGACUGCGAAUUUCUCGUUCGUGCCUCCCGCCGGAUUGCUCGAUCCUAGUCACCCCUACUUUCUCAAUCCCGGAGAUAAUCCGGCGUCGGCGCUCGUCACCGUCGUCUUCAACGGCAACAACUACUAUGCAUGGGCGAGAUCGAUGCGUCUCGCGUUGCUGGCGAAGAAAAAGCUCUCUCUGAUCGAUCCCGCCGUCGCGCCACCGUUUCCUGGCGAUCCUCUUCACGGUGCUUGGGAGAGGUGCAACGUGAUGGUUCUUGGCUGGAUCUACCGCUCCUUGGCUCCAGACAUCGCACACAGUGUUCUCUGGUUCGAUUCGGCAGUCGAGGUGUGGAGAGAUCUUCAAGAUCGGUUCAGCGAAGCAAGUCUGAUUCGGAUCUCAGAUCUCCAGGAUGAGGUUUUUGCUUUCAAGCAAGGAGCGGCCACAGUCAGCGAGUACUUCACAAGAUUUCGCGUUCUUUGGGACGAGUUGGUGACUAUCAGGCCGUUUCCUGCUUGCUCCUGUACUCCGAGGUGCUCCUGUGGUGCUCUCAACGUCGUUCGUCUUCAUCAGCAGUCCGAUCAGAUCAUCCGCUUUCUGAAAGGUCUCAAUGACUCUUUCUCUCAGAUCCGAAGCCAGAUCUUACUCAUGGAGCCGCUUCCUCCAAUCACUCGCGUCUUUUCCAUGGUGAUUCAGCAUGAGCAACAACUCCAUUCCUCUAGUGCUCCUUCGGUGGUCACUCCGAUGGCUAUGGCUGGGCGUUCCUCUGGUCCGAGUCAGGGUCAAGGUCGUGGUGCUGGUCAGAAGCAGAGACCUGUCUGUACUCACUGUGGUGGCGUCGGACACACGGUGGAUCGUUGCUUCAAGAAGCACGGUUAUCCGCCGGGCUACAAGGGCAAAGGCAAGGUCAACGCUGCGAUUGCUGAUGAGCAGGCUCCGUCAUCUGCUGGUGUUCCUUCUGGCGAGUCAGUCGUUCUUACCUCAGAGCAGUAUCACACACUGCUUGCUCAAGCUGGAUCUGCAUCAGCAUCGAGCUCUGUCUCUUGCCUCAUGUCUGGUCAGCCGAGUUCCAGCUCUGUUCAGCCGAGUUCCAGUUUUGAUCAGCCGGGUUCUAGCUCUAUCCAGCCGAGUUCCUCGGGUCCUGCUGCUGUCUCUACUUCUCUGUGGACUCAGCCUAACCAGCUAGCAGCCUAUGCUGCAUCAGGUAAGUAUACUCUUGCCUCUAUUCCUCCAGAACGGUUAGGUGCGUCUAUUAAUACAUGGAUAAUCGAUAGUGGUGCUACCGAUCAUGUGGCUUGUUCGUUAGACUUGUUUGUUGAUUUCACACCCUUGAGUGGUAUGUUUGUGACUUUGCCUAAUGGUUCUCGUAUAGCUGUUACACACAAAGGGUCUGUGAGGUUGUCUAAUACAUUAACUGCUUGAUUCAGGAUAUCCCGUCCCGGCAGAGGAUUGGUAUAGCUAAGCAGAUUGCCGGGCUGUACUACCUCGAAGUCGAAUCUGGACGAGAUUCUUCCUCUUUACCCCUUCCUAUUACUUUGUCUGCUGCAUUUGACACUACUAUAAGACACUUUGAUAAAUGGCAUUAUCGUCU